UUUGAACUUCCAAUAAAGGAUCCGGCCAUUUCAGCCAAUGAAACCGGUUACGAGCCUUAUGACCUAGGCAUUCAGGAUGAUAUCUUUAUCAAGGAUGAAUUUGGAAAUCUGCGAUACGGAAAAGUGUGGCCUGAUUACCCCAAUAUCACCGUUAACGAUUCCGUCGAUUGGGAUACAGGCGUUAGGCUCUACCGUGCUUACGCGGUGUUUCCCGACUACAUGAAACAGGAAACAAGAGAGUGGUGGAUCAACCAGAUAACAAAGUUCAAGGAUAGAGUUAACUUUGAUGGUCUCUGGCUGGACAUGAAUGAACCUGCCAAUUUUCUACACGGAUCUGUUGAUGGAUGCAACGACAACCAGUAUGACUUCCCGCCGUAUGUUCCCCAAAUCUCUUGGGGAGGUCCGAUAUAUGAUAAGACGAUAUGUAUGAAUUCCGUUCAGCAUUACGAUGAAGGCAGGGAGGAAACGCACUACAAUAUGCACAGUGUUUAUGGGUGGAGUCAGACUAUACCAACACUCACUGCUGUUCAGAAUUUGACUGAAGAGAGGAGCCUGGUAGUCACCCGAUCCACGGUGCCUAGCAGCGGCAUGUACUCUGGCCACUGGCUGGGAGACAAUGGCUCCAACUGGCCCCAACUAAGAUACUCCAUAAUUGGAACGUUGGAGUUCAAUCUCUUUGGUAUCCCUCACGUUGGGGCUGAUAUAUGCGGCUUUUUCAACGAUAGCCCAGAAGAUCUCUGUCGCAGAUGGCAUCAAGUGGGGGCGUUCUACCCGUACGCCAGAAAUCACAAUGGGAUCAGAUACCAGCCUCAGGAUCCUGCGUUCUAUGGGAGGGAAUUUGCCGAACACGUCCGAGAUAUACUCCACAUCAGAUACCGAAUGCUUCCCUACCUGUACACUCUGUUCUACUAUGCCCACACACAGGGCUCCACGGUCGUCCGAUCACUGAUGCAUGAGUUCACACACGAUAGCCAGACAUGGGGAAUAGACAGACAAUUUAUGUGGGGACCAGCUCUUCUCAUCUCGCCCGUCCUCGAAGAGAACACACUAGUCGUAAGGGCAUACUUUCCUCUAGCUCGUUGGUACGAUUACUACGAGGGUUUGGAAAUGCCGGAGGAAUCUUUGACUGUAGGGGGCGGCAUAGAUCUCGAGGCACCUCUUGAAUAUCUUCCUCUUCACAUCCGAGGCGGUCACAUCAUACCGACCCAGCAGCCACACAACUCCACCAAGUUCAGUCGUCUAAACCCGUUUGGUCUGAUCGUGCCUCUUGACGGAUCCAUGCAAGCUUCAGGCGAUCUCUUCUGGGACGACGGAGAUUCCAUUGGAACAGUCGAGAGUGGAGAGUACUAUCUGAUGCGGUACAUCUUUUCAAGUCAUAUUCUGACCUCCUCAUUUGUGCAUGUGCCAGCGAGUCACCCAAGUACAAUGUUGGAUAACCUGAAUAUGGACGAUAUCACUAUAUAUGGACUGGAGAGGGCGCCUUCCAUAGUCAAGUUUAACGGAGCCCAACUUGGGGCCGACAACUUCGAAUUCAAUGAAGAAACAAAGGUUCUUUCUGUGGCGUCUUUGGAACAUCCAAUGACGAGUGUCUUCACUUUGGCAAUCGAGUUAGCUGAGACUGUCUAGAGAAAUGAGAAUAAUUCUUCUGUUUGGAAAACGACCAUUAAUCAUGGGACUAUCAUGGACUUGACUGGAAAUUAAUUCUUACAUACUCCAACGAAAUCGACACUGAAUGCCGGACCCGUAUUGAAUUCAAUAUUUCAAGUUUUAUAUAUUAGUAUUUUUCUUAGGACGUACAUAAGUAAAUUAGCUCAAGUCUAAUGCAGAUUACAAGAAAGUGUUUCACCUAAGUAAAGGCUCGUUUAGAUGUGACGCCGUAAAGAGCCGCAAAAAAGGAAAGAAAACAAAACGCGAAGGUAUUUUGUAAUCGUGUACAUAAAAGGCAACUGCGCGCGAAACCGGUCACGGUAUUGCCGCGUGACGAGUCUUAAGCCAAGUUGUAACGCUAAAAUUAAGUUAAAAUUUCAUUAGAAAAUCCAUUGCUUGAUUUGUGUAUAGACAGUAUUCCUACAAUUUGUGCAAAAAGAAGUCAUAACUUACAAGGGAAAGUGAUACGUAAUUUGUGUUUAAUCGUUGAUUCACUCAGAAAAGGUAUAAGUAAAUUUUGUUUGAUCCCUUCUGGAAUGACAUUCUUCACAUGGAGAACAAAAAACAAAACAAUCACUUUAGGCUGUAUACAGUUUAUACAUAGCGUAGGAUUGCUAGACUUUGCUCUAUCGGCCAAAGUGAAUUCAUGCCUGUUUAAUACGCACUUUUUAAAUUUCAUAUUCGGUGCACCCGAUUCACGAAGUUUACAUUCAUUAAGUGACAAUUUAUUUGAAACGCAGUAAUAGUUGCUGAACUUACAUCGCUCAUUAUGUUAUUUUAUGAGUGAUUAAAUAAUAUUCAAUACGUGAUUGGAAUAUGAAUAGGAAGAUAAUAUACCCCGUAGUAGUGUUAUUAAUUACAAAUGGCUUUUGCAUUCAAUAUUUUUAUAAUUGCAGAGUAUAUAGAAAAUAUGUUUGUAAUCGACCAAGCAAUAAAAGUAUUUUCAAAUGCACACAAAUAACAAAGGUAAACCAAUGAGCCUUACAAGCUGUACAGCUG
This is a messenger RNA of Strongylocentrotus purpuratus (purple sea urchin), 2646 nucleotides long. Its product is annotated as maltase-glucoamylase, intestinal. The annotation marks the transcript as partial. Gene Ontology annotation, biological process: carbohydrate metabolic process. Lineage: Eukaryota; Metazoa; Echinodermata; Echinoidea; Camarodonta; Strongylocentrotidae. Gene Ontology annotation, molecular function: alpha-1,4-glucosidase activity. The record is from RefSeq and is a predicted model, not a curated record. The transcript is spliced from 16 exons.